UCUUGGAAAAUUAAAUUAUUUGACUGAUCCGCGAAUCGGAAUAAAUGUUAUGUUUUCAUUCUACCUACAAUUUUAAAGCAAAAAUUUCGCGCUGCACCACGUCGUACUCGUGGCUAUUCCACCGCCGCCGCCGUUACAAGUCAAAUAUCUACAGGUCUGGAGUAAUUCCACAAUCAGCUGUCACAUAUCUGACGUGUAUGGAACACAAACAAAUCUGAUAUUUGCGGUGAUAUGCUGGAAUCGAGAUGAACGGCACGUUUUAUGAGCAGCUGGGGGGUGUGGCAGGGGUGUUCGAGCAAUGGGGCACGUGCGAACGGACGGUGGUCGCGUGCGCGCUGGCCCGCAGGGUGCCCUGGCCAGGGCUAAGGCUGGUGCAGAGGACUGUGGAAGCCGCCCUGCAGAACCAUGUAGAAGACGAGCGCCUGGAACGAGACGCAAAUGACGAAACGCUCUUAGCUAGCUUAUUGGCGGCAAGGGCGAAUGAUGACGAUGAAGAAGACAGUGAACGCCUCCGACAACUCCUGACCCUGCUGCCGUUACUCCGGACAGACAAUGAGCGAGCAAAGAAUGUAUAUGUGGGUGCAGCUCCAGCACUGGUACAGCGCUGUGUGGAUGCUCCUCGGAGAACGAUAGCACCAGACUUAUGUAGACAACUGCUGUCGUAUCUGCUGGUGCAUCCCGCACUUACACAUCAUGACCAGAGGACAUUAACACAAUGGUUACGAUACCUAGAAAAUCAUAUAUCAGGCAAUAGAAAUACAGAAUCAGUAUGGCAGCAACGAAUAGACCCCUGUCUACUACCUGAGACAAAUAUUUGGAGCACCAAUAAUGCUUUUAGACGCACCAUUGGCAAGAAUGUGGAAUUCAGAGGCAUACUCGACGCGGUAGACCCGCCGUCCUAUACGGACAUGUUACAAGAGUCCUUCUCCAAGAAUGGAAGGGAUGUCGAUAUCAGUUUAGAAGGAGACAUAUUGAACUUUGAUGUUGCAAUUGGCAAUCAAAAAUCGCAGCGAUCGAAUAGUCUAACGCCUCCCUCAACUAAUUUCUUGCAAAUGUCGUCGUCUGCUGAGAAUUUAAGCGACGAACCGUUUGUACAGAAGCCUAGAAGUUUUUCGUUAUCAAGUGAACAUAGUUUAGGACAAUUAAGGCCGAUUAGCGUUAUGUACGGCACGACGGGGAGCGAGACAAGGUUGGACGACUUGAGGUCGAACAAUUACACAGAGCACCCUGGCAUGUCUACUGUAGCGGCUUGGUUGAAGAGUCUGAGGCUGCACAAGUAUGUGUGGCUGUUCACCAAUAUAACUUAUGAACAAAUGAUGGCGAUGGAUGAGAAAUAUUUAGAAAAAUUAGGUGUAACAAAAGGCGCCCGUCACAAAAUCCUGCUCUCCAUUAAGAAACUAAAUGACAGACCAGCAACCCUGGAGGCAGUGCAGGCUGAACUAGCCUCGAGUCCGGGCGCCGCGUGUGUGGUGCGAGCGCUAGAGAAGCUGCGAGGGGUAUUGCUGUCUCCCAUGCCCCCAGGGUCUGAGUUACCUGCUGGACUCGUGCAGGCUUUGGAUCUGGCAUCAAAGUGCAUGACUGGUGAGAGUAGCGUGUGCAGUGCGGACGGAGAGCUGGACAUGCUGGACCCGAUGUCACUGCAUUGCUGGCUUGUGGAGAAGGCGCUGCACCACGAGUCGUUCCGCGCGGGCGCGCUGCAGACGGCGCUGCGGCGGCUGCGCCACCGCCUGCCGCCGCGACAGUUCUUCCGCCACGUCAGCGAGCUGCCCGCGCUGCGCCGCAACAAGCCGCGGUGGCGUCUCCCUCAGACGAGUACGCGCGGCCGCCGCUCGUGGGCGCCGCCGCCCCCCCGCGGCAAAUCCAACUCGUACCCCCCCUUUCCUCCGUUUCCCCCAACCCUACGUCCCCCCCACCUGCCCCCCCCGGACGACUACUCGAGCCUGGACGCGCUUUGUCUACAGAUGACGGAACAGGCUAUAAAUUGAGGGGGGGUCACGGCCGGUUCGGAAUUGAUAUAGAUAAAACAUUUUUGGACAUAGACAACAUUGUUUUUGCAAUUGAGCGACUCUCGUCGAUGGGGGUAAUGUUGAGUGAGAUAUGGACAAUAUUUCGGAGUUGAGCGGUCGGUUUUCUUGUUUAAAAGUUUUGGUGAUGUGAGUAUUUUUGGGGGAGGAAAGAUGUGUUAUGAAGGGUUAUUGUUGAAGAAAAUUAUCGUUAAGGUGUUGGUCUUUGGUGGUGAGAUAUUAUUUGUUAGACGUUUGGUUUGUGCUCCUUACUUAAACCAUGCCCUUCUAUCCCACAAUCCCAUACGUUCUCCGCUUUCCUUUAAUCCUAUUUGCAAUUCCAAUUAACCAAAUCCCAUUCAUUACUUAGGUAAUGUAAUUACAAAAGUAAUAACCUAACUUGGUUUAACAAAUUACAAAAAAAAUGCAGUAAUGAAACAGCAUUUCAUCAUCAAUUGACCAAUAACUUAAAUAUUAAAAUUAAUUUAUAUUAUUUGUUUGUUUUUACAGCGAAAUAUUGUUUUAAAAUUGGAUGAAUUCAUAAACUUGCAAACUGAAAUCACCUUCUCAAUAUUUCUUGUUCAAUUCGAAAGUCAUGUAAUAUUAAUAAAUGUAUUUAUUAUAAAUAUGUAAUAUAAAUUAAGCGUAUAAAUUGCUUUUAAGGAUAUUAAACGAAGGAAGCUAAGCCGCUCGUUCGCCUACAUAUAUUUCGAGCUUAGACUAUUCGAUUAAAUGCUGCACUUGAUAUAUAAAACCUUUUUAAAGGUCGCAAAACCAAUUGUCGCAAUGCAUCGAUACAUGAAUAAUUAAUUAAUUACUAAAUACAUAAUUACUUGCGUCCUACUAAUGCUAACCAGAAUAACCGACGUUUGUUUUUGAACAAAUCGAUGAUUACUAUAAGUUACUCAAAAUGGCGAACAUUUUGUAUUUGAUAUGACAAUGUCAUAAUAUUUUUUUCAUAUGACACCAAGAAUUUAUAGUUGCAUUCCCAAUAGUAAUCAAAGUCAGUAGAAGAUUGUCCUUUUUUACUCAUUUUUUUAAAUUUCGAACCUCAAUGGUGUUUUCUAGAUCAUUUAAAUUUAAAAAGCAGUUUGCCAAUAUUCUUGAAUAAACGUAUUCAAAAGAUAAAUAUGCCAUCUCAUAUUAUUCAAAACGAACGAAAGAGACGGGUAUAAUAUUUAUCCUCCAAAUUAUGUUAAAGUAUUUACAUAGUACGUGCGUAUAACAGACUACAGGGCGUUAUAACAUAGUCACAGAGAGCUUUAAACAAAAUCCAAUUCAACUACAAAAUUCGACAUCACGAUCCGUUUAUUGAAACAUGUAAUUUUAUAGCAAUUAAGGAUAUGACAAUAUUAAUUUUUUAUAUUUUUUGCACUGCGUAAAAUUCACAUUAAUUUGUAUAUGGGGAGCUUAUAUUAUUGUGUAUAUCAUUAAUUUAUUUAUUAAGUUUUAUUGUGUAGUUAAUUCUUUUUUUCGCAAACGUUCACGAAUCAUCGUUCAAGAGUUUGUAUAUAAAAUUAAAUAAUGGAACGCGAUACAUCGACACUAUCCGCCUUUAUUGUUAAUGGCGGUGAUUUUACAAAAUAAUAUAUUUAUAAGAGUGAGAGUGUACAUCAAAGUGUAUUGUACUAUCUUUAUGAGCUGAUGUUUUACAUUUUUUUUUUUUCAAGCAAAUCAACCAAACUUAUUCUACAUUUAUUUAUUGUGUUCAAUUAGCUCAUAAAGAUGGCGUACGUAAGCGUAAAGCUAUGUCCUGAAUUUCUUUGGUGCUAAUUUGCAACAUUCGUUUUUGGGUUAGCCGUUAGUACGUUAGCUAGAUGUAGAUUUCACAAGCACUGCCUGUCAGCAGAGCUUAUUAGAUUUACAGACGGCCUAAGUGCUCGUGGGCUCGGGCCAAUUGUAAGUAAUAAUUGUUGUGUGGUGUGUAUGUUGUUAUUUUGGCGCGCGAUAGCAUUACCGUGUCAAUGUCAAAAUACUCGACGUUCGAUUUUUGAAUUUUCAAUGACUGCUUUUUUUUCGAAUGACUUUUUACACGUCAAUCAUAUGUGUAUAUUGUACAGUAUGUAGAUCAUAACUGAUUGUUUUUCUGUGGUCUAGGCUAGUAAUGCUAUCACACCGCCUUAUUAAAUGUUACAUUGUGCAAGAGACCAGUUGGCGGAUAGCACUGUUAACUUAUUUAGGCGUAAUUGUUGACUGAUUGAAUAAUUUAUAUUUCAAUAUCAUUAAUUUUUGUUUUAAAUGUUAUAUAGAAUGCUAUCUUUUACGGAUGUUUUGACUGGAUCAAAAUUAUUUUUGAUUGUGAAGUGUGCAAUUUAUUUUGUAUUGAUUUAAUUAUAUUAUGGUUACUAUUGUAUGGUUAUUUCUUCACAUUGUGUUGACAAUUACAGAUGUAUAUGCAAAGUCUACAUGCGA
This is a messenger RNA of Zerene cesonia (dogface butterfly), 4415 nucleotides long. RefSeq names its product protein Smaug (gene smg). NCBI's taxonomy places the organism in Eukaryota, Metazoa, Arthropoda, Insecta, Lepidoptera, Pieridae. Gene Ontology annotation, molecular function: mRNA binding; translation repressor activity; protein binding. Gene Ontology annotation, biological process: nuclear-transcribed mRNA poly(A) tail shortening; negative regulation of translation; regulation of mRNA stability. Bases 246 to 1985 code for a protein of 579 amino acids. The record is from RefSeq and is a predicted model, not a curated record. Gene Ontology annotation, cellular component: P-body. The transcript has 7 exons.